GAGGCCGCGGGCCGCGUUCUCCGGCUGGCUCGCGUCCCUCCGUCGCCGCAGGCUGCGCGCCCGCUGCUGCCGCCCCGCACGGGCCGGGGCGCGGAGGCGGUGGCAGCCUCCCCUCUGCCCUGCUAGGGCGUCCCUGCGCCCCUCCCGCGCCUCUGCGGGGGGUUGCCCUUCGCCGCCUCUUCCCGGCCCCCGAGCGCCGUCUUCAGGGCCCACUCCCGGGACCCCGGCCUUCCUCUGCCGCCCGCCCCGGGACGGCCGCCCGCAUCCCCCAGCGCCUUUUCUCCCGCUGUCCUGCGGCGACCUGGUGGAGGCAGCAUUCCUGUAACCGGCUGUCAGCGCAACUGCUCUCUUACUGUGAGGGCGCUUUCCUGACUGAGAUGGCCUUCGCUUCACAGACCCUUCCCGACCCCUAUGAAGACUUCAUGUACCGUCACCUCCAGUACUAUGGCUACUUUAAAGCUCAGAGAGGCAGUUUACCAAACUCUGCUACGCACCAGCAUGUUUGGAAGAAUAAUCCUCGAUACCUGUUGAGUGGCUCUUUUGGGGAAAGAGAGGAUUUGGUACCGGACCCCUUGCAAACGAAGAAGCAUCUAUGGCCUACCCGUCUAUCUUCAGAUGUGCACAGACAGAUGGAAGCUAUUAGCAGAGAUUCCCUUAUACUGAGUUCACCAAUUCCUAAGAGCAGACAGCUUCUUCAUGAUGACCUUGGUGAAGCAAACCCACGUCUUCGAGAACCCCGAGAUCUCUUUGCCUUUUUCUCCCGCAGCGGGCCACUGCAGGCUCCACGAUGGCCCAUAGAAUGUGAGGUCAUCAAAGAGAACAUUCAUCAUAUUGAGUGGGUUCCACCUCAGCCGGAAUAUUUCUAUCAACCUACAGGAAAUGAAAAGGUACCAGAAAUUCUAGGAGAAGAAAAAGGCACAGUUGUCUAUCAGUUAGAUUCAGUGCCCACUGAAGAUUCCUAUUUCACCAGUUCCAGAGUGGGAGGCAAACGAGGAAUUAUCAAGGAACUUGCAGUCACGUUGCAAGGACCAGAAGAUAAUACCCUACUGUUUGAAUCAAGGUUUGAGAGUGGAAACCUGCAGAAAGCUGUCAGAGUAAACACCUAUGAGUAUGAACUCACCUUGCGAACUGACCUGUACACGAAUAAGCACACUCAGUGGUUUUAUUUUCGAGUUCAGAACACCAGAAAAGAUGUCACCUAUCGCUUCACCAUCGUCAACCUCCUAAAACCCAAGAGCCUUUAUACUGUAGGGUUGAAGCCACUCAUGUAUUCCCAGUUGGAUGCCAGCACCCACAGCAUUGGCUGGAGAAGAGAAGGAAAUGAAAUCAAGUACUAUAGGAACAACACGGGUGACGGGCAGCAGCCCUUUUACUGUCUCACAUGGACCGUUCAGUUUCCACAUGACCAGGACACUUGCUUCUUUGCACACUUUUACCCAUAUACGUACACUGACUUGCAAUGCUUCCUGCUGUCGGUGGCGAACAGCCCUGUCCAAUCUCAGUUCUGCAAACUCCGAACUUUAUGCAGGAGCCUAGCUGGAAACACCGUCUACCUGCUAACCAUCACCAACCCAGCCCGGACCCCUCAAGAGGCAGCCGCAAAGAGAGCUGUGGUCUUGACUGCCAGAGUGCACCCUGGGGAAAGUAAUGGCUCCUGGAUGAUGAAAGGCUUUUUGGACUUCAUCCUUAGCAGCUCCCCAGAUGCCCAGCUCCUCAGAGAUAUCUUUAUCUUCAAAGUGGUUCCCAUGUUAAAUCCAGACGGCGUGAUUGUGGGGAAUUACCGGUGUUCGCUGGCCGGAAGGGACAUGAACAGGCAUUAUAAAACCAUUCUGAAGGAGUCUUUCCCUUGCAUCUGGCACACCAGGAACAUGAUCAAGAGGCUUCUUGAAGAAAGAGAGGUUCUCCUGUAUUGUGACUUCCAUGGCCACAGCCGUAAAAAUAAUAUCUUCCUGUAUGGCUGUAAUAACAGCGAUCGCAAGUUCUGGCUUCAUGAGCGCGUCUUUCCUUUAAUGCUGAGCAAAAAUGCACCAGACAAGUUCUCUUUUCAUAGUUGUAAUUUUAAAGUCCAAAAGUGCAAAGAAGGAACAGGACGAGUUGUGAUGUGGCGGAUGGGAAUCCUCAACAGCUAUACCGUGGAGUCUACCUUUGGCGGGUCCACCCUGGGCAAUAAAAGAGACACUCACUUUACCACUGAGGAUCUAAAGUCCCUUGGUUAUCAUGUCUGUGACACCCUUCUGGACUUCUGUGAUCCUGACCAAACCAAGUUCAUGCAGUGUCUAGCAGAGCUUAAAGAGGUCUUACAACAGGAAAUCCAUAAGAAAUUCAAAGAACUGGGACAAGAUAUGGAUUUAGAAGGAGGCUGGAGUGACAUCUCUUUGUCUGACAUUGAAUCCAGCACCAGUGGUUCUGACAGCUCUCUCUCAGAUGGUCUCCCUGUUCACCUACUGAACAUAGCAGAUGAGUUGAAUCACAAGAAGAAGAUGUAUAAGAAGAAAAAAAGGAAGCCACUUCAGUCUAGGAAACAGCGAAAUAAACCGUAUCAGGAAAAUAAUUUGAUGCAGGAGUCACCGUUAACAGAAUCCUUCCAGGAAAGGGCAAGGUUUGCCUCUACUCUGCAAAAGCAGCCUGCUUUUUUCCAAAAUUCAGAGAAUACAAGUUCUUCAGUGAUGAAAAAUGAAAAACCAAGGUUGAAUGAGAGAGAAAAGCCAGGAUUUACAGUAUCGGGCUCUCCAAAGAGAAGCACAGACCCCAGCCAAGAGCCCGCUCCAGACGUGACGCCGCACUGGUCCAGGAGCAGAUAUCCUGCCCCGAAGGGAAGCCGCACAGCUGCGGUGGUAUACCCAUCCUUGCACGUGUACACCUACCCAUAGGUGCCCGGGCCACGCCUCACAGGCUCGUUCUUGCUGUGUUUUGGGUUAGACGAGUUUCGUAAGGAAGGGAUUUGUAUGCUCGGGAACUGCGUUCACUUGUGGAUUUCUGUGCUGCGUGUUCAUCACGCACUGUCCUCACCCUGGGUGCUUAGACCAUGUGCGUGCUCUCAGCGUGCAUACCUCACGAAUUUAAUUAUUUUUUCAUAAAAUGAAAUUUUAUUGUAACGUAUCCAGAAGCUUCCCUUGUCAGAAAUUGAAGUGUGUGCUCAUGAAACUACAACAUAGAUAUACCUCACUUUUACCAAUAGAUAUUCUUUCUAAAAUUAUGUGCAAAUCAAUUUUAAAAGCGCACACUCUAUUUUAAACCUAUUCUGGGAGUUUUCUAUGUUAAACAGUCUUGUGUCAAAGCUUUCUAGCGAUGAAUGAUCAGUCUGACAGGGUAUAUCAGGUUUGCGCAGGGCAAGGUGCUCCCACAUACCUGGAAGGCAGUGCUGCGUAUAUAAUGUCCAGCACCGUUACGUAAGCUUUUUAACCCAUUGAUUAAAAUUCUUUCUUGCCCACAGAUUGUUCCCUUUGAUUGGUUAACUGUGUAAUCUGGUGUGAAUAGAUAUUUUAGGUUUUCUCUCCCUCGCAAGCACCAAACACCAUCUGCUGACUACAGCCUGUCAUGUCAAUGUGCUGGAGUCAUGUUAAACAAGGAUCAUUCCAGGUCAUGCCAGGCCUCCUGCUUUGACUUUACCUACUUCCUUUCACAUUGGAUUGAAAGUUUCCUAGUAUUU
Molecule: messenger RNA, 3649 nt
Organism: Hippopotamus amphibius kiboko
Lineage: Eukaryota; Metazoa; Chordata; Mammalia; Artiodactyla; Hippopotamidae
Gene: AGBL2
Product: AGBL carboxypeptidase 2
Exons: 16
Coding region: 378-2870 (830 amino acids)
Biological process (GO): proteolysis
Molecular function (GO): zinc ion binding; metallocarboxypeptidase activity
Source: RefSeq, a predicted model, not a curated record